This is a messenger RNA of Camelina sativa (false flax), 597 nucleotides long. RefSeq names its product auxin-induced protein X15. The record is from RefSeq and is a predicted model, not a curated record. NCBI's taxonomy places the organism in Eukaryota, Viridiplantae, Streptophyta, Magnoliopsida, Brassicales, Brassicaceae. Gene Ontology annotation, biological process: response to auxin.
UAUAUACUCAUCACUGAGUCCUAUAAGCUCUGCAAGUACUCUCACAUUUUCCAGUAAAAGCUUUAAACCUACAAUUCAACAAACAGAAAAGACAAUCCAUGGCGAUAAGGGUCCCUCGUGUGCUGCAAUCAUCCAGACAGAUUCUCCGUCAAGCAAAACUGUUCUCAUCCUCUUCUUCAUCUAGCUCUCUUGAUGUUCCAAAGGGCUACUUAGCUGUUUACGUAGGAGAAAGAAAGAUGAAGAGAUUUGUAGUUCCGAUAUCUUACUUGAACCAGCCUUCAUUUCAAAACCUACUAAGAAAGGCAGAGGAAGAGUUUGGAUUUGAUCAUCCAAUGGGUGGCCUUACAAUCCCUUGCAGUGAAGAAGUAUUUAUUGAUCUUGCUUCUCGCCUCAACUGAUCAUGAUGACUCACUCAAAUAACCUUUUUUAUUCUUUGAUUUUGUACAUUUUUUCCCGAUUAGUUUUCUUCAAGAGAUGAGAUGACUUAGAAACAUCUCCCCUUGAAAGUGAAACAGAGACUUGUAACACUCUUUUUCCUCACUUACAGUGAGUUGGAUUCAAAUCUAAUUAAUUAAACCCCAUGAUUCAUUUCAUCAA